AUGAAAGACACAAAUCAGACACAGGUGACAGAAUUCCUUCUUCUGGGACUCUCUGAUGACCCCCAUACUCAACAUCUGCUAUUCAUCUUAUUCUUGGGUGUCUACCUGGUCACUGUGCUUGGAAAUCUGCUUCUCAUGUCCCUUGUUCAGAUUGACUCCCGGCUUCACACACCCAUGUAUUUUUUUCUCUGCAACUUAUCUCUGGCUGAUCUCUGUUUCUCUACCAACAUUGUCCCUCAGGCCCUAGUCCACCUGCUCUCCAGGAUGAAAGCCAUUUCGUUCAUACGCUGUGCAGCUCAGCUUCUGCUCUUCCUCAUUUUUGGGUGCACCCAGUGUGCCCUUCUGGCAGUGAUGUCCUAUGAUCGGUAUGUGGCUAUCUGCAACCCUUUGCACUACUCCAGCGUCAUGACUUGGCGGGUGUGUGUUCAGCUGGCUGCAGGAUCAUGGACCAGCGGCAUCCUGGUGUCUGUGGUGGACACCAGCUUUACACUAAGGCUGCCCUAUCGAGGUAGCAACAGUAUUUCUCAUUUCUUCUGUGAGGCGCCUGCACUGUUGGUCGUUGCAUCCACAGACACUCACACUUCAGAGAUGGCUAUUUUCCUUAUGGGGGUUGUAAUUCUCCUCAUCCCCGUGUCUCUAAUUCUGGUAUCCUAUGGUCACAUCAUAGUGACUGUGGUCAGGAUGAAGUCAGCUGCGGGAAGACUCAAGGCAUUCUCUACCUGUGGCUCCCACCUCAUGGUGGUGGUUCUUUUUUAUGGAUCAGCAAUUGUCACUUAUAUGACACCAAAAUCUUCCAAAGAACAAGAAAAACUGGUAUCUGUGUUCUAUGCAAUGGUGACUCCCAUGCUUAACCCCCUCAUCUAUAGUCUGAGGAACAAGGAUGUGAAGGGGGCUCUGAGGAAAGUAGCUACAAAGAACCUUCCAUGCAGACUGUGA
Erinaceus europaeus (western European hedgehog) is the source of this 936-nucleotide messenger RNA. RefSeq names its product olfactory receptor 2D2. Bases 1 to 936 code for a protein of 311 amino acids. Gene Ontology annotation, cellular component: membrane. Gene Ontology annotation, molecular function: olfactory receptor activity; G protein-coupled receptor activity. NCBI's taxonomy places the organism in Eukaryota, Metazoa, Chordata, Mammalia, Eulipotyphla, Erinaceidae. The transcript has a single exon. The record is from RefSeq and is a predicted model, not a curated record. Gene Ontology annotation, biological process: G protein-coupled receptor signaling pathway.